UGACGGAGGAAUAGGCAGGAAGGUCGGAAGAAGCAAGAAUUUUGCUGGUAUUUACCACCCCGUGUACAUCCUGUGGAGUACGAUUUUGAAACUCUGUUUCUUGCAGAAUUAAGGACGUACACUGAGGCAAGAUGUGAUCAAUAUGUGGCUCAAACUUGAGUGGGAUCUCAGAAAAUCUUCCCAAAUAUCUGUUUCUAAAAAUUGCAAAAUUUGUACAUCAUUUUUGUACUAGAAUACAGACCCAGAAUGCACUCCUCACGGCCCUCCAUUCCCCCACGGACACGUCGAUUUGACAGUGGAAGACGUCCAGAAGUGAAACCACCCAGCCAUCCAGUCAGGAAGGAUGACAAAAAUGUGAGAAGCAUUUCUGCAUCCCCUCGUCGUACCACAAGACCGCCCCCUGAGUCUUCUAGGUUAAAGAGCAUAGGUCUGAGUGCACGAUCCACAGUGACUCAGAACAAAACACUUCGACAGCAGAAGACGUCUACCCCCACCGUACAAAGAAACUUUAAGGGUGGAUCUAAGGGUGGACAUGUGGCAUCAAAAUUGGGCCCUGCUAUUGUGGAUCCAAACUGCAAUGAACCAAGCCUGCCUUGCCUGUGUUGUGAUGACCACCCAACUCAGGACAGCAACAGCUUAUUUAAUCACAACCAUAACAAUAAUAACACUGUGAAUAUCAGGCAGCAGCUCAAGCUUCUUCCACCACCUCUGGAGAACAAGGAAUCUGAGAAACCAGAUAUUGAGAAAGCUGAAUGUAAGCCAGAAGAGGUGCAGCCUGUGGCUAGUCCUGUAGAUAAACACAUAGAGGAGAAAAAGGAAGAGGAAAAUGGAAAUAUGGAUGAAAUUAAAGAAGCUGUUCACAAGGAUGAUGACAUUGUGGCUAAUGUGGGUGUAAAAGUAGAUGAGAAUGGAAAUGGGAAUCAUCAAGAUGUAAAUGUCGAUAAUGAUGAUGACAAUGAUGAUGAUGACGACGAUGAUGAUGAUGAAGAAGAUGACAACACACUUGUACCUACUUGCUGCGAUUGCCCAGCAUCAAUGUUGGACUUCUCUCUCACAUCUUCUACCUCAUCUUCAUCCACCUCUAACAGCAGCUGCUCAGAUUUGGAUUCUGAUUGCCCUGAUACAUUUUCAGUGUCUCUGCAGGAAGAUGAAGAAGAAGAAGAACCCAGUGAGCAUUAUUCUUCUUCUCAUCCCCCAGCAUCCCACUCUACUGUUUUUCCUUACUGUUCUCUACCUGCUUCACUGGACCUCAGCACCUCCGUAAGAUCACCAUCUCCAUGCUCCCCUGAUGAGGGAUAUCCUUCAGCUCCACCAUCCCCUUCUUCAGGAUUGACAGAGGCCAAGUCAUCUAAAAAGGAAAAAGGCGUUAAAGUAGAUGUUUUGAACUUUUUGGACUCUGUUGAUGAAUUAGGCAAAGUUGAUCAUUUUUAUCGAAUUGUUCAGAUCGCACAAUGGGAGCUCAAGGAUGACUUGGAUUUAAGAUUUAGACUUGUGCACCAGGAAAGGCUUGAAAAAGUCAACAAGCAGGUGAGACUUCUGCACCUGGAAAGACUGCAGGAAGGUGGAUUAGACUUUUCUGAUGAGGAUAUUUCUGGUGUUCUUGAUGAAAUGGGAAAUAUUGAUAUUUCUUGGAAACUUUAUAAAAGUGAUAGAUCGUGUGAUUCCCAUGAAUACAGUGAUGCAGGAGUAGACAUGACAGCCCCAUCUGACCUGGAUGAACCUCCAAUACCAGAUUCCCUUGCACCAUCACCUGUGAAUCCUCCUCCCCGUCCACCCAAGCCUCCAGCAAGACAUGUCAGUGCCCGACCAGAAAUGCACACAUACAUGAACAUCAGUGGGAGUACACCUUCAGUUUCCUCUGCCUCCUCCCCAGUUAAAACCUUCAGUCUCUCAGUUUCCCAAUCUUCAUCACAGAUUUCAUCUUCACUGUCAAAACCCCCAGUGUUGCCUCCACCACCAUCACAGCCAGUACCAUAUUUCACACUUUAUACUGAUUCACCUUCACUCUCUUCACCCACUCCACCCAUUCCACCGCCCAGAAGGCGACAUAAAGCCCGUCUAGAAGCUCUAAGGCUAGCUGAGCUUGAGAGGCAGAAAACACCUCAGUCUCUUCCUGCUCCAACCUCCAGACCUCCACCUCUCCCACCUCCACCAGCUUUGCCAUCUCCUCCUGCCAUUCCACCACCUCCGUUACUUCCACCUCCUCCAUCAUUUCAUGCCCUGGAUGUGGAGAUACGUAAGCUGCUGGCACUGGCAGGGAUCACCCAGGCUGAGUUACUAAGGCUUAGCCCUGAGUUGGGGGUUUGUGUUGAUGGGGUAUUGGAAGAAGAACAGGCACCUGACACUUUGACCAGCAAAGAUGCUAGUGUUGGUGAGACAUGCAAAGAAAAAGGAGAGGAUGUGAAAAGGGCUGGAAAAUGUACUUGGAGGGACCUGAGAGAGGACAGUAUGCCUGGCAACGAAGAACCAUUCAUAGAUGAACAGAAAGAAGAAUGCAAGGACACUUUUAGGACAACAUCAUUCACAGAGAUGGCCAGGCGGCGCAAGCAGAAUGAAGUUAAUAGUAACUCUAGCUGCAGUUGUGGUUUCAGCGAUAAUGCCUCCGUGACGACUGACUCAUAUUACAGCACAUCCUUUAGCAACAAACAGUACACUAAUUCUAGUUUUGGCAAUUUUGAUUAUGCCUCAGUGAUUCCUGAUUCCCCUCCUCCCCCUCCACCUCCACGACCUUUACCUCCACGUCCAAAAAUAUUGCCUAAACCACCAGAACUUCCUCCUGUAAAGCCAUGUGCUAUACCUGCCAAUUCAUCUCGUCCAGAUAGAUUUGAUUGGUUGAUUGCCUUUACACCAGACACAGAGACGCCACCCCUAGAAAUGAGAAAAGCAUCUAUAAAUGCAGCGACCCAAAAGUCCAGCUCUGUUUCAAGAGUCACUACAUUUAAAGAACUGCGUAACAGAGGCAAGCAGGCUUCCUUACUAACUCAAAUCCAAGCUGAACCUGAACCAAGUGUCAUUACUCCCGAUCCUGAUAUCUUGUAUAAUCUUAAGUGGAGGAGAGAGAAGGCUGAUGGGGAUGGCACCCAGUGGGAGUACACGUCCCAAGCACAGGCCACCUUUCUCCAGCCGCCACCCACACCUGCCUCAUUGUCUCUAUUUAGGGAGAUGCGCCACGUGAAUGUUCAGGCAGACACCACUCUGGAGUCUGACCCCAUGCAACCAAAUAGUGGCUUAGUCAAUAAAAGCGAUCAGUAUAAAUUUAUUGAUGAUAGACACAAAGAGCAUUACAAGACAAAGGAUGGAGACAUGGUGAAGACAGAGGUCAGAGGACUGGCAGAUGGAGGACAAACAUGGGAAGCAAGAACAAGACUAUCCUCACCUCCCUUGUCUUUAGCCUUGCCUAGCACUUUGGCCUCACCCUAUUAUCUGCACUCCAGCUCUCCAUCCCAAGCACCUCUGUUUUAUCGUUCAGACUUUUAUAGGAAUCAGUCAAAAGUUCAGCCUCAUCAGGAGCAUCCCAGAGACCGUUUGUGUCAUUUAAAUCCAACUUCUGUCUCUGUUAAGGAUUGCAUUGACUCUCUCUUUUGCCCCGAAUCAAAAAAACAUUCAGAUCAUUUCUGUAAUCAUGAAAAUUCUUCCAGGGGCUUUGGUUAUAGCAACUCAGAUAGCCUUAUGGAUUCUUUAUAUCAGAAUUCUGAUACCAAGGAAAACAAGAGGUCCUACUAUCAAAGAGAGUCUGUUAGCAACUAUGGGUCAUUGUAUGAUAACCAUUUGGAUUCAAGCAGUAAUGUAGAUUCACUCUACUACGGUGACAAAUACAGGAUAAAAAACUUGACUGACAAGCCUUCUACAAACUCAUACGCUGAAGGCAAUACAACACCAUACAAAAAUAUUGAAAUGAUACACUAUGUUAAUGCUCAAAAGCUCAACAAACUGAAUGAUGGUACCAAAGACACCGAGAAAGAUGUUGAUUCCAUGUUCAAGUUUGAGGAGGAGAGCAGUGUCCCAGGUUCAGUAAAUACAUUUAAUGAACAGAAAAUCUUGGAAGACAAAUCCCAUGUCUCGCACUUCCCUACCCUGUACCUCUAUCAUCCCAAAAAUUGUCCUAUGCAUAAAGGGGCUCCCCCACGCUUGUCCCCUGUAGGAGCAAUUUCUCCCCCUUAUAGGGCUGGGCCUCCGUCUCCAGGCGCCAGCAUGUCACGUCUCUGUUCGCCCCUAUUCCCUCGCAGUCACACGCUACCUGCUCUUGCUGCCCCGCUCUAUUACCCCUACCUGUACGCCCCCCAAGCUCCGGCUCCUCUCAGGGAGCCACUGGCCCCAAAACUCCAAUCUAAGCUGAAUGCAUCAUCGCUCUCGCUGACUCCGCGCAGCCUGUCCUAUGCUGGUUCUGCUACAAAAGCAGAAGCCUGGAUGGGCGACGAUGAGAAGCCCCCACUUAUAGGUGGUGGACUGUCCCCUCUUUGCCUGCAGGAAAAACGAGCUCUCAUCAGUGCAGUCAAUGUGGCGGUGGAGGCCAUUCUGGCCCAGUUCAGCUCUUCUAGGACUCUUGUGCAGAAGACUCACUCAGUAGACAAGGCCCUGUCUGGAGACAGCAGUGUAAACCCUGCUCUAGGCCGGCUGGUGUUGCAGUGCCUUUGCCCGGCCUUGCACAGCCUCCUCUGUGACGGACUCAAGCCCCAUCAGAGUGAUCUCAUCACAGGCAGGAGGCCAAAUUCACCCUGGGGAUUAGUUCAGGCCUCCACCAAACCAGGCCCAAACACCCAGGCUUUGUACAGCUUACAGGCUAAAGUAGCUGCCCUUCCACAGCUCAAGCAAAGCCGGCACAGGUUUAAUGCCUUUCUGCUCGGCCUUCUCAAUAUCAAGCGCCUUGAUUACUGGCUUUCCCACUUACAAACCUGCCACGAUGUCCUGGAAACAUAUUACUGGCCAACAUCCUUUAUGCGCCUUUCAGGCACAUUUUGCCAGCAUCUCUUUGAAGAGCUUCUCCUAAUGCUGCAGCCGCUCUCACUCCUGACCUUCAACCUCGACCUGCUGUUCCAGCACCACCACUUUGACCCAUUGUCCCCUGCACUCAGCCCUCCCAGUCGUAGCUCCCAGUCAUCCAGUCCAGACCAGCCUCAGAGCAAUGACCAACAACUGAGAAAUGUUUCCAAACAAGGUGUUACUGAACCCAAAGCAGCAAGCCACAGUUCAAGUCCCACAAGCACAUUGGAUUCGGGCCCCACUUACUGCAGGCCAAUAUCAGGGCUCGGUAAAGGACAGACAAGUCCACAACUGCAAUGGCUGCAGGAGAAGGAGAUAAUAGCACCACCCAGUAUCUGGAGUGGGAAUGGCUUCAGCCAGCAGGCAGGUCAGGCUCUUCAGCAAGGCUGGGGAGCUGUAAUACGUUGGGGUGAGCGUUUAGGGCAGAACCUGAGUGGUUUGACCUCCACAGGUUUGUCAGAGGAGGCAAAAGGUCAACCCAUAUCAGAUCUGAAUGCACACUCCAGUUCUGAUUGUCCAAGAAGCCCGGGCCAGGAGCUUCUGACACCUGAUGGUGGAACAGUUUCUUGGGGUUUAGGCAGACUCUUUGGAGCAUCUAAAAGCCCCAACAACCCACCAACCAAACAUCGUCCGUCUCACUGGCUGCACCCUGGUAUAACAGUUCUUUCCCGCAUAUCAAGCACAGGCCAGGCCUUUUUGCCUGAGAAGAUUGAGCCUGAAAGGACUGGAGAGAGGGAGAACAGCAAAAAUGAUGAAAGUAAAGGAAGUGGUGAUCAGCCUAAACCUUUAAGGGCGGUCCGAACUCUGUGUGAUCACAAAGGGACUGGAGCAGAGCUGAGCUUCCGGAAGGGGGAGGAGCUCUUUCUCCUUGGAGGAGUGGACCAAGACUGGAUCCGUUGUCGCCAAGGAGACAAGGAAGGCCUUGUUCCUAUUGGUUAUGCAUCACUUAUCAUGUGAUUCCUCCUUGGAUGAUCGUGUGAGUUGAAGUGAAGUGAAUAUGUAUCAUGGAUUAUAAUGUUAAAAAUAGAAAGGUGUAAACAUUGAUAUUUAGUUCAUAUCCUAAGUCCUAUAAUAUAUUUAUAAGGGGCUGUGCAGAAAUGCUCAGCUCUGUUGCCUGGAUGUGUUACUUGUUUCGUGUUUUUCUCUAGCAUUCAUCUAAACAUAUAUAAUAUUGUAUAAAUGCUACAUUUACACAAAUAUCUAAUUAAUCAAAUUCAAAUCAUAAAUUUAACCAUGAUAGAUAGGCAGAUAGACAUGAACAUGUCAUCCAUGUCCAUGAUAAAAUAGAUCUUCAUCUUAAGUUAUGAAAUUUCAUAUCCAUAGUAUACAGCUUAUUUCAAAUAACAAGCUUGCUAAUCCAUUUCAACAGAGAAGAAAGCAUCUAUACUGUAUAUGUAUCAAUUUGUGUGGUUAACCAGAAUUACAGCUGCUUUUGCAUUUCAGAUGUAUAUCAGUAAAUGAUCUCCUUGCACGCUACCUGAGUAUUUGUUUUUGCACCACUGUUAAUCAUGUAGAUUUCAAGUUCUUCAGGCAAUUCAUCAUUGAAUACCAAACAGGCUAAAAGUGGUUACUGUACGGAUUUUCAGACAUGGGUUAAGUCUAGACCAAAAUAGAUUUUUAGUCAGUAAUCACACUAUUUAAUAGGCUAGAUUUUAAUCUGUGCCUGGAAAACAGAUGUAUGUAUUCAUAUUUUUGCAAUGAUGUCUUAUCAACCUGUCACUAUAUAAAAGCCUGACAAUAUAAAACUACUACUACUACAAUUGAUGUCGCCGCCCUCACUAGUGACUGUCAAGUACUUUAGCGUGGUAGUACACUGAUCAUUUUAAGUUCUUAUUUAUAUUCCUACAAUUUGCUAACUAGUGUGAUUAGAAAGUUUUAUCACAGACUAUGCAUAUAUCGUACUGUACUAUUCACGAAACCCAUCACUGAAGUUAAUUCUGCAGUAUAUGUUUGAUAGCAUUGCUGAUUAUUUCAAAUUGGUAAUCCAUGUGCGAAUGCCUUGAAUGGAGUUGCAUGAACAUAUAUCGAAGUAAAUAGCAUAUUUAUCAGUCUCAGAAGCAAGAUGGCGUUGUUGUACGUAAGUUGGCGGCUCUUAGGUAUUAGAGUGUUCUGCGUUAGAGUCUGAGAUAAACUGCUUACCUGUAAGUAGAGAUUAAGUGUAAAGGUAAGCAUAUCAGAUGAGCUGAGUACAGCAAGCAUGGUGAUGAGGCGAGCAGAGGGACCCCAGUGAAAAUGAGUUGCUUCCACACUGGCUGAUGCAUUGAGCACUGCUGAUUGAUGGCGUUCCCUCGCCAUCUGUGCCUGCACUGACAUGCCAGUUUGCAUGGAUCGCAGCUUCAUCUCUUUAACCCACACCAACAAAUGCUCACUAUCACUGUGCCAGUUUAAAGCAGCAAAGCCAUGGGCUACACGCAUCACCAACCUCAUAGAAAACCGCAGAGUAUUUACACCACCGCCAGACACCUGUGUGAAUGUGUAACGUAAACUUGUUCCACCUUUUGCCAAGCCUCCAUUAUGUACGCUUUUCAGCAGACCAGCUCAUCUCAUCAACAAAAUAUGAUUGAUUUAUUUCAGAAAAGGUCCCUUUGCAUUUCUGCACUUGAUUACAUUUAACGUCUUAGGGUUAAAUAUGCAGUUUAAUAGGUUAAGCUAUACAGAAUAACAGCUUAGACGUGAGUAUCAUUGAUGUUGUGUUGUUACCGCUUAUGAUCAAUCAAUUCAAGCCUAGAUUUUGUUUAGUGAAAAUCCAUAUUUUAUUUCAUUCUUACCUCAAAGGCAAGCUUUCAGUGAUGUAUGGAACGUUUCAGGAAUUUCAGGAAUUGUUGUUUUUUAACUUAUUUAAUUUUUUUUUUAAGUAGUAUAUUUAACAUUAUGUGAUGACACCUUGGUUUGGUGGAAAAACUAGAUGUACUGGAUAGUAUUGUGGUAUUGUUUUUAUUCUUGAUGAUUUGGCUGCUGUAUCUUUUUUUUUGUCUAUCUAUCUAUCUAUCUAUCUAUCUACCGUGGUGUGUAAGUGCGUAUAUACUGUAUGCGUGUGUAUGCCUUAGUGUGGCAGUGGGUUGCAUAGCUGUGUGUGGUAUAGCCCGCCGCUGGUAGCAUACUUCAGAUACAUAGUAGCCUGUACCCUGUACCCUGUUCGAAUAAUGUCAUUCAGUAGUCAACCAACUGCUUGCAUGUGGGUGUUUGUAAAUAUACCCAAAUAAAUGAUUAAAAAA
Molecule: messenger RNA, 8195 nt
Organism: Clarias gariepinus (North African catfish)
Lineage: Eukaryota; Metazoa; Chordata; Actinopteri; Siluriformes; Clariidae
Gene: rusc1
Product: RUN and SH3 domain containing 1
Exons: 12
Coding region: 247-5937 (1896 amino acids)
Cellular component (GO): cytoplasmic vesicle
Molecular function (GO): protein binding
Source: RefSeq, a predicted model, not a curated record